GUUAAAAAUGAUAUAAAUAUAAUAGUUAAUAGAAAAAAAGAAUUUUUAAAAAGUACAGUUUUAGAUGAUUGGAGAAAAGGAAAAAUUACUAAUUUUGAAUUUUUAAUGCAAUUAAAUAGUUAUAGUGGUAGAUCUACUAAUGAUUUAAGCUAAUAUCCUAUAUUUCCUUGGGUAUUAUAAGAUUAUGAAUCUUCUGUAUUAAAUUUAGAUGAUAAUAGAAAUUAUAGAUAAUUAGGAACACCUAUUGGUGCAUUAAAUAGAGAAAGAUUUGAAAAAAAUUAUAUGUAAAGAUUUAAAGGAUCUGAUCCAGAUGAUAAAAAUACAUAUUUUAUGUACGGCACACAUUAUUCAAAUGCAACGAUAGUUCUUACAUUUUUAAUGAGAAUGGAACCUUUCGCUGGCCUUCAUUUUUAAUAAUAAGAAAAUAAAUUUGAUUAUGCGGAUAGAUUAUUUCACUCUGUUAAAGAAUAAUGGAAAUCAGGAUUAAAUAAUACUGCUGAUGUUAAAGAAUUACUUCCUGAAUUUUAUUAUCUACCUGAUUUUUUAUAUAAUGUUAAUCAAUUGUAUUUAGGAAAAAAAUAAGAUAAUACUGAUGUUGAUAAAGUUAUAUUGCCUUAAUGGAUUUAAAAGUCUACAAAUAGUCCUGAAUUUAAAAUUAAAGAAAACUAUAUUUCCUUCAUUAAGAUGUAAAACGAAAAUUAUAUUAUGAACAUCUAAUUGAUUUUGGACAACGAAGUAAACGGUCUUUAGUGGCUUGCAAAAUGUAGUGUUGGAUGUGCUUUAAUCAGAGAAACAAUAGUAAAUUUGAAUAUAAAUUAUUUAAUUAAAUAUGAAAAAAUGACUGUUUUAGAAGCUUUAGAUUAUAUAAGAACAAAAAGAGAAAUAGUUUAGCCAAAUAUAGGAUUUAUGAAUUAACUUAGAAAGUAUUAUGAAAGCUUAUACAAUUGA
Molecule: messenger RNA, 948 nt
Organism: Ichthyophthirius multifiliis
Lineage: Eukaryota; Ciliophora; Oligohymenophorea; Hymenostomatida
Product: WD repeat and fyve domain protein
Exons: 11
Source: RefSeq, a predicted model, not a curated record